Molecule: messenger RNA, 1686 nt
Organism: Diatraea saccharalis (sugarcane borer)
Lineage: Eukaryota; Metazoa; Arthropoda; Insecta; Lepidoptera; Crambidae
Source: the annotation of a GenBank genome assembly
GCCAUUUUGCAAGCGUCACUUGGCGGCGUGUGCGGUUUUAACAUUUUUAUCAAGUAGUCUUCACUGAAAUCAUAAUAUUGUUUUGUUUUUGUGUAAUAUGUCGUAUCAAUCUAGUGUAGCGCAGGAUUCAUUAGCUGCGGCACAAUUAGAAAUGGCCGGUAACCCUAAUGCUUUGGCUUUACGGCGCCCAUUCGACCCGGUAGCCCAUGAUCUGGAAGCGAGUUUUCGCUUGACGAGAUUUGCUGAUUUAAAAGGAAGAAGCUGUAAAGUCCCCCAGGAUGUAUUGGGAAAACUGGUGGAGUCGUUACAACAAGACUACUCGCAACAAGAUCAAGACCAAUUCAUGCAUGUAGCGAUACCGCGAAUCGGUAUCGGUCUGGAUUGCUCGGUGACGCCACUGAGACACGGUGGACUCUGUUUGGUACAAACCACUGACUUUUUCUAUCCUUUAGUAGACGACCCUUAUAUGAUGGGCAAAAUAGCCUGUGCUAACGUCUUGAGCGACCUUUAUGCCAUGGGUGUAACUGAAUGUGAUAACAUGUUGAUGUUGCUCGGUGUAUCAACGAAAAUGACAGAGAAGGAACGUGAUGUUGUAAUUCCUCUGAUUAUGAGAGGAUUCAAGGACUCCGCUUUAGAAGCAGGUACCUCUGUAACUGGUGGACAAACUGUAAUCAACCCGUGGUGCACUAUUGGAGGGGUGGCCACUACAAUUUGCCAGCCUAAUGAAUACAUAGUACCUGACAAUGCUGUAAUGGGGGAUGUUUUGGUUUUAACAAAACCCUUGGGAACUCAAGUUGCAGUAAAUGCUCACCAAUGGCUAGAUCAACCUGAGCGCUGGAAUCGCAUCAAGUUGGUUGUAUCAGAAGAAGAUGUACGCAAGGCAUACCAUCGUGCAAUGGACUCUAUGAGUAGAUUAAAUCGUAUUGCAGCACGUUUGAUGCAUAAAUACAAUGCACAUGGUUCAACUGAUGUUACUGGAUUUGGCCUUCUUGGACAUGCACAAAACUUGGCAUCUCACCAAAAGAAUGAAGUGUCUUUUGUUAUUCACAACUUGCCUGUGAUUGCUAAAAUGGCAGCAGUGGCAAAAGCUUGUGGAAAUAUGUUCCAAUUGCUUCAGGGACAUGCUCCAGAGACAUCUGGAGGACUGCUUAUCUGUUUACCCCGUGAACAAGCUGCUGCCUACUGCAAAGACAUUGAGAAGCAAGAAGGCUAUCAGGCUUGGAUCAUUGGGAUUGUGGAAAAAGGCAACCGCACAGCACGCAUUAUUGAUAAGCCACGAGUGAUCGAAGUACCGGCUAAAGAUUAAAUAACUGAAAUUUUGAGAUAUUGUAAUAACAAUACUUAAAUUUCUUAUUGACAUCGGAACUGGACAAACCUUACAAUUUUUAUUUUAAAAUAAUUUGAUUGUUCCUUGAAUUUCUUUUGAGGAAUUUGUUUGUCAGGUCACUGUUCUGUAUGAUAAUAACAAACAGUUGAAUAGUUCUAUUGAGAAUAUUAUGUAAGAAAGCUUUUAGCUGACUUUGUCUAGUGACUUUGAUGUUUAUAUUUAGGUAAGAUAUCACUAAUAAAUUUAAGAGAAUAAUUCCAUUAGGUACACAUAAAACCUAACAUUUGUUUGCAGCUUGUGAACAGUAUCUGCAAAUUGUGAGAUAAGUAUAAUUAUUAGAAUAAAGUUAUUUUUCAGUC